UUCAACAAUCUGGCAACAUAUUUUAUUGCUACAAUAAUGGCGUCUGCAAUUUGUCGCGUUCGGUGUGCGGCUAGUACAUUAUUUAGUUCUACAUAUAAGAAAAUUUCAUAUUUUCCCAAAAAUCCUUCAAGAACUUAUUUAGUCCCAUGCUUCAAUUCAUUUCUAAUAUUAAAUUCUAACAAGGAACCUGGUCAUACAUGUGUUAAAAAUAAGGCUAUCCUAAGCUAUGAUUUAUCUAUAUCCAGAAAUUUUUGUGUUGAUGCAAAACUUACCAAAGAAGAGAUAACUGAAAAAGUUAUGCAUAUUUGCAAGUCAUUUGAUAAAAUUCCUUCGGACAAGUUAACUCUAGAGUCUCACUUCAUGAAUGAUUUAGGGUUAGACAGUCUUGAUCAUGUUGAACUAAUUAUGAAUGUUGAAGAUGAUUUCAACUUUGAAAUACCUGAUGCAGAUGCAGAAAAAUUAUUGAGGCCCAAAGAUAUUGUAGAAUAUGUAGCUCAAAAAACCCAGUCCAGUUCCAAAUAGUAGUAAAAAUUGUACGCAGAAAAAUGUGAUAUGUCAAUUUCCACAGCAGAAGCUUCAAGGGUAUCAUCAAUUCGAAAGCUGUCAAGAAAAUUGCUGGUGCAAAAUACAUGGGUUGCAAACCUGUUUCUUUUGUAGUUAUCAUCAUAAAAAUGUUUUCUGUAGAUAUUUUCAAUUGAACUGAUUAAAAGUAGUUUUUCUAA
This is a messenger RNA of Stegodyphus dumicola, 722 nucleotides long. RefSeq names its product acyl carrier protein, mitochondrial-like. Gene Ontology annotation, molecular function: acyl carrier activity; acyl binding. The record is from RefSeq and is a predicted model, not a curated record. Gene Ontology annotation, biological process: fatty acid biosynthetic process. Gene Ontology annotation, cellular component: respiratory chain complex I; mitochondrion. Lineage: Eukaryota; Metazoa; Arthropoda; Arachnida; Araneae; Eresidae.